GUGUAGUGGACGGGACAUAAACACCGAGCCCAAGUAAAGCGGGCGCUAGCAACGACGAAGAUCGGUAGUUAACACAAAAUCCGUCGAGUACAGAGAGUUUUUCUUCUGCGGAUUUCCUUCCGUCGUCGCUCCGCUCGCCCCGACCGGAGACCGGGACCCUCGACGUAAUAAUCGAAUUAGUUACGCGCGUCACCAGAGGGGAACGGAAGUAGUAACACUUGGUAGGAUCCGAUGGACACAACCAGCAGAACAAUCAAUUAUGUGAGAUUGUAGGUUGUGGCCGCAUUAUCGAGUCGAGUCAGCAGCUCCCACUAGAGUGACAAAGAAAGGGACACCACCGUGUACGUGUGUAUGUUGUUUUCUUUCGGUUCAUCGUUCGGUGUGCAUAGAAAGAACUGAAAAAUAAAAACGUUCUGAUAAUUCCGUUUCCCCUGCCCGGUGUGAUAAGCGGCAGUCUUUUUGGAAUAGACAGAACCAUCGCCGUGGGUCAGUGACAAGAAGUUAAAACCGUGAUUAUCCCGAACAUCCAAACUGUGCGACGCGUUAUCGGUCCUACGCCCUUCGCGUGUUCCGUUCCUUAGAGCAACACGUACAUUUGUGCAAGCAUAGAAUUUAGCAGUGUUUAUCUCGGUAAUUCUUGGCGAUACCACCUUCAACAUCAUGAUGGCAGAAUCCGACAACACGGCCGACGCGACCCGACGACUGAACGUGAAGAAACAGACCCUCGACGAUGCGUACGCAAUUCCGGCCAACUUCCUGGAGAUUGACGUCGUUAACCCGAUGACCACAAUCGCGGCCGGAAAGAAGCGCUACACCGAUUACGAAGUGCGAAUGCGGACAAACCUUCCGGUGUUCAAAGUGAAAGAAUCGAGCGUCCGCCGACGGUACAGCGAUUUCGAAUGGCUCAGGAACGAACUGGAGCGCGACAGUAAGAUCGUGGUUCCCCCGCUACCGGGUAAGGCCUGGAAGCGCCAGAUGCCGUUCCGCGGCGACGAUGGCAUUUUUGACGAGAACUUCAUCGAGGAACGACGAAAAGGGCUCGAACAGUUCAUCAACAAAAUCGCCGGCCACCCGCUAGCGCAGAACGAGCGGUGUUUGCAUAUGUUCCUGCAGGAGCCGGCCAUCGAUAAGAACUAUGUGCCCGGUAAGAUACGCAACACGUAAAACCGGGAAAACUGAUAACACACACCCACACACACACACACGUCUCCACACGCCCAUCCCGCGCGCGUCUCAGGGUGGACAGGAGAAAACAGGCAGAAGAGCAGAAAAAGCGAGCUAGGGAAGGUUAGCAAAAACGGAUCGCUUGGGGCGCGAAAUGGCGCUUCGUAACCUUUAAAGGACGGAUUCAUUGGUUGAAGGUUGAGCAGCAGCAUGUGAACGAAGAACGAAUCAAUAUUCAGGUCGACGAUAGGAAGGAACCGGUGAAAGGAUUUUUCCUCCGGGAAAAUGUAGGCCAUGAAAUAGAGACGAACUUUUGCUAGAAUAUUAAUAAUUUUCACGGCCCAGGAUACAACCAGAAAAAAAUAUCCCGUUCCUUGAGAAAAAUCAUUCUCUCUUUUUUUUCAAAAAAAAAUUUCGGUGUAUUUCACCCCCCCGCAAGUAAAAUUAUGAUAAAUCACACACAAUCAGCCAAUAAUUAAUGCUCCGAAUUUUUUCAUCAAAUUUCCUUUAGUGGUUUUCUAAUAUUGAAACAUCCUUCUCACAAGAAUAAAAGGGCCGUUCAACUAGAGUCUGAAAACGUACGUUAUCGUACUGAACAUUGUUAGUGUGAAACAGUCCCCAAAAUAGACAGUCAUAAAAACAAACAAACAAACAAACAAACAUACAAACGAAUAGUUAGGAUCGACAUACGAAUUGAAACUGGCGAAUAAAAUUCGGCAAAUGCAAAUGAAGAACGUGUAAUAGCGGAGCAGAGGGAGGAGUGGGUGGCAACAAAGGCGACACAUAACGAAAUUACUUCCCCUUUUACGAUAGAUAAACGGAAGGAGCAGUAGAGGUUUGAGGAAAUAAAACGCCCCUAACCGCAUUCAAAAAUAUCGAAUGUAAACUGGGUUGAAGAUAACGGAAAAGUCAGUGUAUCAUAACAUUACAAGUAAAUAAAGUAAGAACAACUCCUUCGAUUAAUAGUAAAAAAAAAAAAUAUAAAAAAGAACUGUCACCAGAAUCUAGAACGAUUGAUAAAAAAAAGUGGAAGGAAUUGGUAGGAAGAUAUUUUCCCAGUCGUUCCAGCGGCUCCCUGUUUGUCUCUCUUUCCCAAUUUGUAUCUUUUGUUUUGCUCAUCCUAUAAUUGGAAAGGAAUUCCCAUCGAUGUGUAAAAUGUAACAAUCUUCUCGUCGUUACUUUGGAAAAGUAGUUCAGUUAAAAGUGAACGGAAGGAAAGGUAAAAACAAUCAUUUAAAAAAAGAAGAGAGAAAAAAAACAAAAGCAAAAGAUAGAAGAAUGAAUGAAAGAUGGAUGGGUGUGGAAUAGAAAAAAAAGUCCUUUUCUUGAAACAUCAAAGUUUUCACAGGCUCUAUCUCCUUAGCAACAAGGCGAGGUAGUAAAUCAAGCGAGAUCUGUGUGUCAGGUGAUAUUUAGUUUAUUCUCUAGAACCAUCAUCCUCCCUCCCCCCUCCCCCCUCGGCGUUGGAAGAGCCGUGUUUUGGUGGAAAAUAGCGGAAAAGGGGGUGGGGUGUUCCCUGUGUGUUUUUUAAGUCUUUUUUUUAAUUUGUUUAUGAAGAAAAGGAAUCGUUUUGCGGGGAACGAGCUGUUCGAGGACAUAAUUCUGUUAUUAGCAAUAAUGUGAAAUACUACGGGGCCUGAGGAGAGGUUAAAAGAACAAAAGCGUAAAUGAAAAAUAAAACGAAAAACAAAAAAUACAAACUAACUGUCAUUGCAACAGAUCACUCCUGUUUUCUGGAUCGGCUCAUCUCUAGGUAGGUUACUAGAUAUGCGAUUGCUAUGAUUGCUACUCAUUCAUCAUGAUCAUGCACACACUUUGUUUUCGGACCGUUUGCCCAUUUUCACCGCGGAAAGGUUUUCCAUCUUUAUUUUCAAACAAUUUUGGGGAUCAGAG
Molecule: messenger RNA, 3057 nt
Organism: Anopheles coustani
Lineage: Eukaryota; Metazoa; Arthropoda; Insecta; Diptera; Culicidae
Gene: Snx3
Product: sorting nexin-12
Exons: 3
Coding region: 661-1164 (167 amino acids)
Biological process (GO): late endosome to Golgi transport; endocytic recycling
Cellular component (GO): early endosome membrane; retromer complex
Molecular function (GO): phosphatidylinositol-3-phosphate binding
Source: RefSeq, a predicted model, not a curated record